Molecule: messenger RNA, 1392 nt
Organism: Xyrauchen texanus (razorback sucker)
Lineage: Eukaryota; Metazoa; Chordata; Actinopteri; Cypriniformes; Catostomidae
Product: G-protein coupled receptor 183-like
Exons: 2
Coding region: 53-1051 (332 amino acids)
Biological process (GO): G protein-coupled receptor signaling pathway
Cellular component (GO): membrane
Molecular function (GO): G protein-coupled receptor activity; oxysterol binding
Source: RefSeq, a predicted model, not a curated record
GAAAGAAAGACUGUCAAGCUUGCUAAAAAAAUUACAGAGCAGCCUUCUCACGAUGCAACUAAAUGACAGCAAUGCAAGCCAGCCUUGUGAUGUUUUCAUCUUCAAGGAGUCUGCACAGAUCCUCUUUCCCAUUUUCUACACCCUGGUUCUUAUCAUCAGCGUUGCAGGUAACAGCCUGGUCCUGUGCAUCAUCUGCCAGAAUAAACAGAAGAUAAACUCAACAACAAUCUAUCUGAUCAACCUAGCCAUAUCUGACACACUCUUCACCAUGGCUCUGCCCGGCAGGAUCACUUACUACAUCCGUAGCUUUGACUGGCCUUUUGGGGAUUUCUUGUGCAGGCUGACCGCAAUGAUCUUCUACAGCAAUACGUAUGCUGGCAUUGCCUUCAUGACUUGUAUCAGUGUGGAUCGCUACUUGGCCAUGUUGCACCGUCAACGAUGUCAAAGACUAAGGAAAACCAGGGUGGUUCAAGGUAUCUGUGCUCUGGUAUGGGUGGUGGUUCUCCUUGAGACAUCCCCACUGCUAUUCAAGAGCACGAUGGGAGAAAAAGACAGUCAUAAAACAUGCAUGGAGUUCUCCAAUUUUGAUGGACAAAAGAUGGCAUAUGGUCUUCUAUUUGCUUGUGUCAUUGGGUUUUGUGUGCCUUUGGGACUUAUCCUUUGCUGCUACUGCCAGGUCAAUUCCAAACUCUCCAGAGCGGCCAAGGAGAACCCGAUGACCAACAGGUCAGGAAGUAACAGCAGGGCCAAAAACAUGAUCCUACUCAUUCUGCUGAGCUUCGUGGUGUGCUUUAGCCCCUAUCACAUAAAUAUCAUGCAGUUUUUAGUAAGAAGGCUGUUCUAUGAGCCCUCUUGUGAGGAUUUAAAGACUUUAAAAAUGUCCCUGCAGGUAACUGUUGCCAUGAUGAACUUUAACUGCUGCCUUGAUCCUGUUAUUUAUUUCUUUGCCAUCAAAACGUAUAAGAAGAGGGUGAUGAGUCUUUUUAAGAGCUACAUUUCUACUUCAGCUUCCUCAAAGAGCAUGCAGGAGAACAGCAGCAGUAACACUUGAGAACCAAUUGUACUCAAAUGAAUAAAACCCUUAUGGUGCAAAAUGCUGAGGUUACACAUUUGUGAAGAUGAGCUUGGAUUGUUGCUGUUGGCUGCAGAGACUAGAGAUCAAAAUACUUUCUUUUUUUUUCCCAAAGCAAAUUUAAAUAUCUCACUGUUAAUGGUCUUUAAUCUUAUGCUAUUUUAUUUGUUGUGGAUUUUUGGCCACAUAUUUUUGUGCAGAAUUUAUCAGGAUCACUGAUGACAUUGUGACUUUUAGUUUGUUCAGUAUAGGAGCAUAUGAAUAUGUAUUACUUAUAACUUUUUGUGACUCAUACACAUGUGUAAUUGACCACUGUUCCU